This is a messenger RNA of Nerophis ophidion (straightnose pipefish), 4948 nucleotides long. It is a transcript of the gene acsl3a, whose product is annotated as acyl-CoA synthetase long chain family member 3a. Gene Ontology annotation, cellular component: endoplasmic reticulum; lipid droplet; plasma membrane. The coding region runs from base 191 to 2389 and encodes 732 amino acids. The transcript is spliced from 15 exons. The record is from RefSeq and is a predicted model, not a curated record. Gene Ontology annotation, biological process: long-chain fatty acid metabolic process; long-chain fatty-acyl-CoA metabolic process; neuron differentiation. Gene Ontology annotation, molecular function: long-chain fatty acid-CoA ligase activity. Lineage: Eukaryota; Metazoa; Chordata; Actinopteri; Syngnathiformes; Syngnathidae.
AGCCCUCGCCAGGCACGCGCCACUCCGACAAGUCCAAUCAUCGCACGACUAAAAGCCGCUCUCCCUCCCCAUCAUUACCACCUAUUCAACCACACAAAGCGUGUAAAACUACUUCAUCCGUCUCGCUGCUGACGGCCGGGGACAGAAAGAAAGACUCCGUCAACUGAAACAGUCAAAAGGCCUGGUGUUCAUGGUCAUCACCGCUUUUGAGCUGCUCCAACGCCUUAUCGAGAUGAAACUGGACCAAGAUCAGAACCCAGUGCUGCUGUACAUCGUCCACCUCAUGGUGUGGUUAAACAGCGUUUUGACCUUUCUGCCCUACUACUUUUUUACUUCGAUUUCCAGACCCAAAGAUGCCGAUUUUGGCUUUGCGCUAGACCCGGAAACGAGGUUUGCUCUGCCAGUGCUGGGAAAACCUGAGGGACCUUACCGUGCAGUGAACGCCGAAAAGAAACUGAAGGCAUUGCUGCAGCCGGGACUGGACACGUUGGCUAAGGUCUUUGAGAACGCAGUCAGGAGAAUCCCGCAGAAAGACUGUCUUGGCACAAGGGAGGUGAUUAGUGAGGAAGAUGAGCGGCAGAGCGACGGAAAAGUAUUCAAGAAGGUGAUUCUUGGCGAGUACCAGUGGCUGUCCUUUGCCGAGACCCUCUCAGCAGCGUCCCGGCUCGGCUGCGGUCUGGUGUCACUGGGGCAGAAGCCGAAGCACAACAUAGCCAUCUUCUGUGAGACAAGGGCAGAAUGGAUGAUAGCUGCCUUGGCCUGCUUCAUACAGGGCUUCCCAUUGGUUACCUUCUACGCAACACUUGGAGGUCCAGCCAUCUUUCACGGCCUAAAUGAAACAGAAGUAACCCAUAUAAUCACCAGCAGAAAGCUCCUGGACAACAAACUCAAGGCUAUUCUACCGAAACUUUCAAAGCUGCAGUGCAUCAUAGUAGUGGACAACACGCCAACCGCGCUGCCUGACAAUCCCAGUGGCAUUAGCAUCCACAACAUGGCUGCAGUGCAGAAGCUUGGAGAUAAGACAGAGAUAUCAGAGUCUGAGCAGUAUCAGCCUCUGCCUUCAGAUAUCGCCGUCAUCAUGUACACCAGUGGAUCCACAGGUACUCCUAAAGGUGCCUUGAUUUCUCACACCAACAUUAUUGCGAGCAUCACUGGAAUAGCUGAGCGGAUACCUAACCUGAGCGAGGAAGACAGUUACAUUGGCUACCUACCUCUGGCCCAUGUACUGGAGUUGAUUGCAGAGCUCGUGUGCCUUUCUCACGGCUGUAGGAUUGGCUAUUCUUCAGCUCAGACCCUCACUGACCAGUCCAGCAUGAUCAAGCGAGGCAGCAAGGGAGACACCAGUGUCCUGCAGCCCACUCUGAUGGCAGCCGUCCCUGAGAUCAUGGAUCGCAUUUAUAAGAACGUGAUGGCCAAGGUGGAGGCGACGUCGUGUGUCCAGCGAAUACUCUUCACACUGGCAUACAACUACAAACUGGAGCAGCUCAGCAGAGGUUGCAGCACACCUCUGUGUGACAUAUUUGUCUUCAAGAAAGUUCGUUCUCUCCUUGGCGGUCGAGUACGGAUGAUGUUUUCGGGUGGCGCCCCACUUUCCCCUGCCACAGAACGCUUCAUGAAUGUGUGCUUCUGCUGCUCCGUGGGUCAGGGAUACGGCCUGACCGAGACCUGUGGAGCUGGAACUGUGAGCCAGGUGUGGGAUUACAGCUCGGGGCGAGUGGGAGCGCCGCUAGUUUGCUGUGAGAUCAUGCUUAAAGACUGGCUGGAGGGGAAUUAUCGUACUACUGACAAGCCAAAUCCCAGAGGAGAGAUUCUAAUCGGUGGUCCCAACGUUACGAUGGGAUACUAUAAGAACCACUCAGAAAACCAAACCGAUUUCUUUGUGGAUAAGAAUGGACAACGCUGGUUCUGCACAGGAGAUAUUGGGGAGUUUCAUCGCGACGGAUGCCUCAAGAUAAUUGAUCGUAAGAAAGACCUGGUGAAACUGCAGAGGGGAGAGUAUGUCUCCCUGGGAAAAGUGGAGGCCAUGUUGAAGAAUUGCGCUAUGGUUGACAAUAUCUGCGCCUAUGCUCGGAGCAGCGAGACGUACGUGAUUGCCUUUGUGGUUCCCAAUGAGAAGCAGCUGCAGGCUCUGGCUGACCAGUAUGGCAUCAGCGGCUCGCGGGAGGAGCUUUGCAACAACGACGCUAUGGCCGAGCUGGUGCUUAAGGUCAUCGACAAAGCCGGCGUCGCAGCGGAACUCGUGAGCUUUGAGAUCCCUGGCAAGAUCUAUCUGAGUCCAGACCCCUGGACCGCCGAAACUGGACUGGUGACGGAUGCAUUUAAGCUCAAGCGGAAGGAGCUGGAGGCCUAUUACCGGGAUGAGAUUGAGAAGCUGUAUGGAGGGAAGUGAAGACAAAAGCUUAGGUAGCACACUCCCUACACAAACCCGGACCGAUCCUAAAAAAUUAUGGUGAAAGAAAGCUUGAGAGCGCAUUGUGUAACCCAGGUCCACUCUCGGUGCUCCUACUUGAAUUUAUAGCUGCGUUAAGGCAGAAUCAUCGCUGAUUGUACAAUGGAGACGUUUCCAAGAGCCAUGUGUGCUGCUGUCUUUCCCCACUUUUAUCCAGGUGUACGACCUCUGUGUCAAGUGUUUUGUUGCUUCAGAUGGCAGUUAUGAAACGCUGACUGUGUCUGAUGAAUUGUAGUUGCCACGGCAAAAGAAUUAGAUUUUUUUUUUUUCUCUCGCAGAAUUGUUUCUGCGAACGUUUUUAAAGACGAUUAUUUUUCCCUGCAGGUCAGGUGACAGUAAGCGCUUAAUGCCCUGAAUGUUGACAGUGUAAAAUGGUCUUUACUGUUCACAUGUAUCAUGCUAAAAACAUUACAAAACACUCAGAAUAUGUCAGGAAUACAUUUUAAUAGUGCCAUGUUGUGACGUUACCACACUCCCAGUUCGCAGCUAAUGGGGUUACUGUAAACAAAGAAACUGUGCACUUUACGAUGUACUGCACACUAGGGCUGCACGAUUAUGCCCAAAAUAAUGAUCAUGAUUAUAUUUAUCAAUAUUCCAUCCAUCCUUUUCCUACCGCUUGUCCCUUUUGAGGUCGCGGGGGGCGAUGGUGCCUAUCUCAGCUACAAUCGGGCAAAAGGCGGGGUAAACCCUGGACAAGUCGCCACCUUAUCGCAGGGCAAUCACAGAUAGACAGACAACAUUAAAGGGGAACAUUAUCACAAUUUCAGAUGGGUUAAAACCAAUACAAAUCAGUUCCCAGUGGCUUUUAUUUUUCAAAGUUUUUUUCAAAAUUUUACCCAUCAUAGAAUAUCCCGAAAAAAGGCUUUAAAGCGCCUGAUUUUCGCUAUCUGUGAAGCCACCGUCCAUUUUCCUGUGACGUCAUCCAGUGAUAUACAUGCUAUCCAGCAAGAUAUAGCGACAUUAGCUCGGAUUCAGACUCUGAUUUCAGCGGCUUAAGCGAUUCAACAGAUUACGCAUGUAUUGAAACGGAUGGUUGGAGUAUGGAGGCAGAUAGCGAAAACGAAAUUGAAGAAGAAACUGAAGCUAUUGAGCGAAUAGCAAUUGACGCUAUCCGGCCAGGUCUGCCUUAGCAUCGCCGGUAAAAUGUGCAGACCAAACGAUCGAUUAGCUGGCUGUCAUGCCGCGACCAAAUAUGUCUGUUUAGCACAUAAGUCAAUAACAUCAACAAAACUCACCUUUGUGAUUUCGUUGACUUUAUCGUUGGAAAUGCAUCUGCUUUGAGUGUCGCAGGGUAUCCAUUCAUCUCUGUGCCAUGUCUGUCGUAACAUCGCCGGUAAAAUGUGCGGACCAAAUGAGGGGCUUUUGCAUCUCUUGACACUGGAGCAACUUAAAUCGGUCGAUUGGUAAGUGUUUGUUUGGCAUUAAAUGUGGAUGGAGGGAAAGUCUGGAUGCAAAUAUAGCUACAAAUGAGGCAUAAUGAUGCAAUGUGUACAUACAGCUAGCCUAAAUAGCAUGUUAGCAUGCCGUGCUAAUCGAUGCACAUUCUACGUAAAUCAACUUGAAUCCGUCCCUGAUCGUGUUGUUACAUCCUCCGACAACACAACGACGAGGCAUGAUGUCUCCAAGGUACCGGAAAACAGUCGAAAAAACGGAAAAUAACAGAGCUGAUUUGACUAGCUGCUUGUAAUGUGUUUGAGAAAAUGGCGGAUUGACUACCUAGGGGAUGUCACAUUGUGACGUCAUCGCUCCGAGAGCAAAUAAUAGAAAGGCGUUUAUCCAUCCAUUUCCAUCCAUCCAUUUUCUACCGCUUAUUCCCUUUUGGGGUCGCGGGGGGCGCUGGCGCCUAUCUCAGCUACAAUCGGGCGGAAGGCGGAGUACACCCUGGACAAGUCACCACCUCAUCGCAGGGCCAACACAGAUAGACAGACAACAUUCACACUCACAUUCACACACUAGGGCCAAUUUAGUGUUGCCAAUCAACCUAUCCCCAGGUGCAUGUCUUUGGAGGUGGGAGGAAGCCGGAGUAUCCGGAGGGAACCCACGCAUUCACGGGGAGAACAUGCAAACUCCACACAGAAAGAUCCCAAGCCUGGAUUUGAACCCAGGACUGCAGGAACUUCGUAUUGUGAGGCAGACGCACUAACCCCUCUUCCACCGUGAAGCCCAGAAAGGCGUUUAAUUCGCCAAAAUUCACCCAUUUACAGUUCAGAAAUUGGUUAAAAAAAUAUAUGGUCUUUUUUCUGCAACAUCAAGGCAUAUAUUGACGCUUACAUAGGUCUGGUGAUAAUGUUCCCCUUUAACACUCACAUUCACACACUAGGGCUAAUUUAGUGUUGCCAAUCAACCUAUCCCCAGGUGCAUGUUUCUGGAGGUGGGAGGAAGCCGGAGUACCUGGAGGGAACCCACGCAUUCACGGGGAGAACAUGCAAACUCCACACAGAAAGAUCCCGAACCUGGAUUUGAACCCAGGACUGCAGGAACUUCGUAUUGUGAGGCAGA